Messenger RNA from Ectocarpus siliculosus, 1864 nucleotides. The record is from the annotation of a GenBank genome assembly. Lineage: Eukaryota; Phaeophyceae; Ectocarpales; Ectocarpaceae.
AUGGGAGGUACCACGAUGGCUGCUCGAGCGGCAAAGGGGGCGGUGAUCGCCGUUACUCUGCUGCAGAUGAAGGGGGCCGACGGUUACAUGCCGCAUCACCAGCAGAUUCAUGACGUGCAGCAGGACUUUCGCAACCCUGCCAUUUGCAGGGGCGUCAACCCGCUCAAUCAACGCUUGGGGAGUAAGGUCGCGGUUCCCAUGGCAGGUUCCCUCCAGGCUGCUUCUACUAUUGCCGCAGGCAGCAGCGCCAAUGAUGCCGGUCUCGGGUCAGGUGAGGCCUGCGGCUCCGAGGACGCGGAGUGUGACGGCGAUGACAUGGACGAGAUGACCUUCUCGGUGCUGUGCUGGAUCUGCACGUUCUUCUUCUGGUGUAUGGUCGCGCGGACGAUCAUCGACGCCGCCGUGUACGUCGCGGGAUCGGCAACGGCCCUGUUCGUGGUUAAGGGCUAAGGGCGGGCGGGCGCGCUCUGAGAGGCCUGGCACCGGCGGCGACGAUGCUUGACCAUAUCGCCUCGCCGGCCCAGGGCAGCGGCGCUCCGGCCACCACCAACAGCACAACGGAGGAGGAGGAGGAGGAGGAAGCCACGUCCCCAGUCCCCAGGCCGUUCGCGCGUCAUAUUCUCCAACACCGACCGCUUCGAGGCCCAACGCGCACGACGAGAGCAUGGACGACGUCCGUCCUCGACGCAAACAAGAGCCUGUAAAACACAUCGCAGACCUCCCCGGAGGGGGCCAAAAAUAUGACCGCCGUAGGAGUAGCGACUUUACUGUGGGGUCGCUUCUAUAUAAACAGCAGUGGUGUCGAACGAUUCCCGGUGCAACAGCAGUGCUUCUAGUGGAGUUUGCACGGAAACAAUUUAUUGUCUGAGUUCAUGUUCUGGAGGAAGGAGUUGUUGAUAUUAUAGGCAUUACUUUCAGUGCCACCAAUGAAAUUCCAUGUAUUUUCGUGAGUGCUUUCGUCAACGAUUGUUAAUGGUGUCAGGAACACACGACAUUGUCGCUUUGUUCUACUGUGUGGAGGCACGUUUGGUUGCCGCAUCGAGUUGUUUCACCCCACGUGCCGUUCCGACAUUCCGGCCGUUUUGGUUUGUGAGUGGCAGAUCGAAGCCCUUCGCCCCGGCCGAAGUUCCUGCGUAAUUUAAAACUAUUGACUGGGGUAUCUGCACAUGGCAAGUCACGAUAGGUGAGGAUUGCGCAGGUCAGCAGGUAGCAGGAGGUACAGUAGAUGAGCAGUGCAGAGGGCUUUGCGACAAGCAGGAGGUAUAAAUGACCAGGACGCGAGGGGGUAGGGAUGGGACGGGGUAGUUUCAUGCUUCGAGCAGCAUUAUUAUAAUCGUACCGGCGCCCUCGUGAUGUGCUCGGAUGACGAACGACAACAUGCCGAUCCGUUUGCCUCUUGAAAACGUCGUCGCGAUAGGCGGGGACGCGGGGACACUAUCGGCGAAUGGGCAGCAGAGGAGCGCAACUCACCAUGGAAGAUGAUGCCUUCGUUAUUGGGGUCAACUUGGAUAAGUAGUAUCGAUUUUCUCCAAGUAUUUCGGGAACUCUUGGAGGGCUGUAGGCAAGCCGAGUGCUGUGUUGGCACCGUGAGCCGUUGGUCUGUUCGCUUGUGAGUAUGUCCCACGUUUAGUCGCAAAGAUGGGUGCAGCAGUGCCGACCUGUUCUUAACAAAGGUCUACUAUUUUCAGCAAGGCAAAGCCUUACAAUCAUUUCAGCACGGGAUAUUCAUCUAAGCAGCUGCAAGUAGGUUAUUGCGACGCCGGCGGCUAAGCCCAAUUUCUUGCGCCAUAAACUUUUGUCCUUGCGGUAUUCAAGUUUCUGAGCCUCGAUUUCUUGUGAAGAUGACAAACUGCUUUUUAUGAGC